GCUUCAUGUGGUGCACUUUCAUUCAGAGUCAGGCUUGGUGGCUGCUAAUGAGGCAGAUUUCCACCUCACACAGCACGGCAGGACUCUGUGCUAACGCACUUGGGGACAGCUACCAUGCUGCUGCUGCUCAGUGCUGUGCUCAUCCUGUGGGCUUCCUGUGCCAACGGACAAGUGAAACCCUGUGACCGUCCACAAAUAAAACAUGGCGACCUAGAUUAUAACGCUAAAUACAAAUACUACCCAGUGCCUCUGGGAACAUCUGUUUAUUAUUCGUGUGAAGAUGGUUUUUUGCCCCCCUCGGAAUAUUACUGGGGUUCCCUUAAGUGCACACAGGAAGGAUGGUUGCCCGCAGUGCCAUGUCUCAGACAAUGUACUUUCAGCUAUGUGGAAAAUGGAAAAUAUCCAUAUUUUUCAAAAACCUAUGUACAGGGCCAGUCUGUAAAAGUUGAGUGCUAUCGUGGCUACAGUCUUCCAGAUCAGCAAACCUCGAUUACCUGCACAGAGGACGGCUGGUCCCCUCCCCCUAAGUGCACUCGUAUCAAAACAUGUUCAAAAUCAGAAAUAGAAGUUGAGAAUGGGUUUCUGUCUGAAUCCACUAACACAUACACUGUAAAUGCAGUGACACAGUAUAAGUGCAAGCCAGGAUACGUAACGGAAGAUGGUGAAGAAUCAGGAUCCAUCACGUGCCUGCAGAGCGGGUGGUCGGCUCAGCCCAGAUGCAUUAAAUCUUGUGAUGAGCCAUUAUUUGAGAAUGCCAGAGCCACGAGAAAUUUCACGUGGUUUAAGGUCAAGGACGAGGUGGAGUACGAAUGUCGUAGUGGAUAUGAAAACAGAGACAGACACACCAAGGGUUCCAUAGUCUGUGGUGACAGCGGCUGGUCUGACACGGCCUCGUGCUCUGAAAUAGAAUGCAGGAUUCCAGAAAUGGAACAAAACUUGCUUGCUGACCCCAAGAAAGACAAAUAUAGAGUUGGAGAUGUGCUGAAAUUCUCCUGCAGACAGAGACUUACAAGAGUUGGACCAGAUUCAGUUCAGUGCUACCCCUUUGGAUGGUCCCCUGAUGUCCCAGUAUGUAAAGCGGAAGUACGCGUCUGUGGUCCUCCUCCUCAGCUUCUCAAUGGGGACGCCAAGAAAACAAGGAAAGCAGAAUACACGCACGGGGACCAAGUGGAAUACCAUUGCAAUACUGGAUUUCUGAUGAAGGGGCCAAAGAAGAUUCAAUGUGUUGAUGGAACGUGGACAAGCUUGCCUAUGUGUAUUGAGGAGAGGAGUACCUGCGGAGACAUACCGGAACUCGAUCACGGCUACGUCCAGACUUCUGACCCUCCCUAUCGCCAUGGAGACUCCGUGGAGUUCAGCUGCAGAGAAACGUUCACGAUGAUCGGACACGGAACAGUGACGUGCGUUAAAGGAACGUGGACCCAACUUCCUAGCUGUGUUGCAACAAAUCUACUGGAGAAAUGUAAGACAUCGAGGUUAAUUAUAAUUAAUGCAAACCCAACCAGUAAGGUUGAAUUUGAUCAUAACCAGAACAUAAGCUACAAAUGCAGAGGAAAAGCAGAAUCCAAACACUCCGUCUGCAUAAAUGGGAGAUGGGACCCCGAAGUGACCUGCACGGAAGUACCAGUGCAAUUAUGCCCACCUCCACCUCAGAUUCCUAAUGCUCAAGAUAUGAAAACUACAGUGAAUUAUCAGGAUGGAGAGAAGGUGUCUGUUCUUUGCCAAGAAGGUUACCUAAUUCAGGAAGCAGAAGAAAUGGUGUGCAAAGAUGGGAAGUGGCAGUCGUUACCACGCUGUGUUGAAAGAAUGCCAUGCUCUCAACUUCCUGAGAUAAAUCAUGGAACCCUUAUAUUACCUAGAUCUUCAGAAAAAAGUCAAAGAACAAAUGAGCCCAGUUCUUACCCACAUGGCACUAAAUUAAGUUAUGUUUGUGAUGAUGGUUUUCGGAUGUCCGAGGGAGAUGAGAUCACAUGCUAUAUGGGAAAAUGGAGUUCUCCUCAGUGUGUAGGACUUCCUUGUGACCCACCUUCGAUUCCUAAUGGUGUUGUACCUCACCAGUUAGAAACUUACCAAUUUGGAGAUGAAGUUGCGUACACUUGCUCAGAAGGCUACGGAACCAAUGGGCCAGCCUUUAUAAAAUGUUUAGGAGGAAAGUGGUCUGACUCACCAGAAUGCAUAAAAACAGAUUGUGUUGGUUUACCCAUGUUUCCUGAUGCUACACCGGUAAAAGAGGAGAAGGCCUCAUACAGGUCAGGAGAACAAGUGAUCUAUAAAUGUCCCACAAAUUACCAAUUUGUUGGUUCCAAUUUUAUCACAUGUAUUAAUGGCAGAUGGAUAGGAAAGCCAACAUGCAAAGAUAUGUCCUGUGGGAAUCCACCCACAGUGAAAAAUGGUCGUAUGACAUCAGAACCAAAGACUAAGUACCCACCUGGUGACAGAGUGCGUUAUGAAUGUAACAGAUCUUUUUACAUAUUUGGGGGCAUCGAAGUGAACUGUCUAAAUGGAAACUGGACUAAUCCACCCCAAUGCAGAGACUCUUCAGGAAAAUGUGGGCCUCCUCCACCUAUCGACAAUGGUGACAUUACAUCAUUUCCGAUGCCAGAGUACCCCCCUGGGUCAUCAGUUGAGUAUCAGUGUGAGUCUUUGUAUGUACUUGAGGGCCCCAAGAAAAUAACCUGUAGAAGGGGACAGUGGUCAGAACCACCAAAAUGCUUAGAUGCAUGUGUAAUAUCAGAAGAGAUCAUGGGAAGACAUAAUAUAGCAUUAAAAUGGAAACCAAACCAAAAGCUUUAUUCCAGAACAGGAGACUUUGUUGAAUUUUCUUGUAAACGUGGAUAUUAUCCUACACAUUCUCAGGCGUUUCGAGUGCAGUGUCGGAAUGGGCAGCUGCCAUACCCCAGUUGUGCGAAAAGAUAAUGACUAAGAAGUAUUAUUACAAUUAAAAAGUGACACUUCACAC
This is a messenger RNA of Tupaia belangeri chinensis (Chinese tree shrew), 2959 nucleotides long. RefSeq names its product complement factor H-related protein 2. Gene Ontology annotation, molecular function: complement component C3b binding. Lineage: Eukaryota; Metazoa; Chordata; Mammalia; Scandentia; Tupaiidae. The transcript has 16 exons. The record is from RefSeq and is a predicted model, not a curated record. The coding region runs from base 115 to 2916 and encodes 933 amino acids. Gene Ontology annotation, biological process: complement activation.